AUGGCUUUCGACCCUCACAACGUCGACCUAACAACCGCCGACGCAGCCGAAGUAGUCUGCUACCUCGAUGCCUCAACCAACGAAUACAAUGGCCAGCUCGGCGCUCGCGUCUCCUCCAUCUUCGUAAUCCUAAUCAUCUCCUCCGCGGCCACGUUCUUCCCGGUGCUCGCCAAACGCGUACCCCGUCUUCGCAUCCCAUUAUACGUCUACCUCUUCGCCAAAUACUUCGGUGCAGGAGUUAUUAUCGCCACAGCCUUCAUCCACCUUCUCGAUCCCGCAUACUCUGAAAUCGGCGGCGACUCUUGCGUCGGACGAACAGGCCAUUGGGCCGAUUAUUCAUGGUGUCCUGCCAUCGUGCUCACAUCACUGAUGAUCGUCUUCUUAAUGGACUUCGGCGCUGAGCGCUGGGUUGAAGUCAAGUACGGAAUUUGUCGUGAGGACCCGGAGCCGAUUAUGGCUUCUGGCGUGGAUGUCCAGCGCGUGAGCUCAAGACAAUCAAGACGGGACCUCGAGCAUGGUCAUGACCAUGGCCAUGGCCUUGCUGCAGACAAAGACCAGGACAAGAAAAUGCAAAAGGAGAUCGAAAGCCAAAGCCAGCUCUCGGAUGAAUUAAGUAUCGAGCGCAGUUUCAAGCAGCAAAUUGCCGCGUUCCUGAUCCUUGAAUUUGGCGUUAUUUUCCACUCCGUCAUCAUCGGCUUGAACCUCGGUGUUGCAGGUGAAGAGUUCGCAACUCUUUACCCUGUCCUCGUGUUCCAUCAAUCAUUCGAGGGACUCGGUAUCGGUGCCCGAAUGAGUUCUAUCCCCUUCAAGAAGGGUUCAUGGUUGCCUUGGGCCCUGUGUACUGCAUAUGGUCUGACGACGCCCAUUUCUAUUGCCAUCGGACUCGGUGUGCGCACAACGUAUAACUCUGGUUCGUUCACGGCCAACAUUAUCUCGGGUGUUCUUGACUCCGUGUCAGCUGGUAUUUUGAUUUAUACUGGUCUUGUGGAGUUGCUUGCGCGUGAUUUCUUGUUUGAUCCGCAUCGCACCCAGGAUGAUAAGAGGUUGACGUUCAUGGUUCUUUCGCUCUUGCUUGGAGCGGGCAUUAUGGCUCUGUUGGGCAAAUGGGCUUAA
Messenger RNA from Penicillium atrosanguineum, 1113 nucleotides. RefSeq lists its product as uncharacterized. The transcript has a single exon. The record is from RefSeq and is a predicted model, not a curated record. Gene Ontology annotation, biological process: zinc ion import across plasma membrane. Gene Ontology annotation, molecular function: high-affinity zinc transmembrane transporter activity. NCBI's taxonomy places the organism in Eukaryota, Fungi, Ascomycota, Eurotiomycetes, Eurotiales, Aspergillaceae. Gene Ontology annotation, cellular component: plasma membrane. Bases 1 to 1113 code for a protein of 370 amino acids.